AUUCAUGGACAUUGCACAGCCAGAAUACACUGAAAAUAAUCAAAUUAUUCGACAAAUUUUUCUACCUCCUCGCCCCUUCUUAGACUCUGUUUAAGCCAUAAUUUUCAAGACACGAUAAAGAUCAUAAAGAAUAAUCCUAUUUAUUAGUUUUCAUAAAUACUCGUACAUUCCAAACGAAUCAUUUCUAUAGCCAGAACCUGUAGUUUCGCUCUUUGAACACCUGGCUUUCGAGCUGUCUUUUGAGUGCCUAAUUUAAGGCCCAGUACACAGAUCAUGUUUGGUUUAAUAAUCAGAUUAAUGUUAAUGCAUGUAUCCCAAAAUUGGGCCAUAAUUAGCCCAAAAACAAAAAACAAAAAAAGGCUAAAUCAGUUUUAAUUACUUUUUAUUUGAUAUCCAUUGGAAUAAAGGCAACCCAAUCACGAUUUGUGGACAGAUAAAAGAAUAGGAUGAUAUAUGUAUAAAAUGACUCCAUCAUUGGUAUCAUUUGGCCAUUCAUUGAUCAAUCGUUGUGGGGCCAUGCAGUCCAGGCUAAUAAUCAUCGUUCUAUAUGGAAUAUUUUUCGCUUCAACAUUCGAUUAUAAUGAUGCGGUGGUCUUCAAGUUCACAAACUUCGUCUGCGAGAGCUACAACCAGUCGUUGUUCGUGUUCAACUACUGUCGCCUGAAGGCCGUCGGUCGUAACAAAGUGAUCUUCAAUAUGAAUGGAACGCUUCUACAUUCAGCCAACAAUGUUUGGAUUCAUUCACAGAUCUUCAAAAGGGCCAACGGCUAUAGACCAUGGCUUUACGAGGUCAAAUUCGAUGCGUGUCAGUAUUUUCGAAGGCCAAAUAAUCCCCUGGUGGCCAUAGUCUAUGGGCUCUUCAAGGAGUACACCAACAUCAACCACACGUGCCCCUAUGUGGGUCCACAGAUUAUCAAGGACUUUUACCUAAGACCCGAGCUGCUGCGUGUUCCGCUGCCGACGGGGGAUUAUCUAUUGAUGAUUCGGUGGUACUUCGAAAAAAGGCUACAGUUCGAUACGAAUGUGACUUUCGUGUUCGAAGAGGAUCUCAUGAAGAGGAAUUAAACCGAAAAUGGUUGCUCCACAAGGUCGAAUAAGUCUUUAAUUAUUCGCUAUAUACAUUGUCAUUGUUCAAAAUAAUUAAAGCAUUUUAUCCUAUCACUCU
Drosophila pseudoobscura is the source of this 1165-nucleotide messenger RNA. RefSeq lists its product as uncharacterized. The record is from RefSeq and is a predicted model, not a curated record. The coding region runs from base 454 to 1065 and encodes 203 amino acids. NCBI's taxonomy places the organism in Eukaryota, Metazoa, Arthropoda, Insecta, Diptera, Drosophilidae. The transcript is spliced from 3 exons.